AUGGGUUUUUCUUCCCUGAAGACCUUCGCUGUGCUUCAGCUUUUACUGCUCCUGUUGGGUAGUGUUGCCAAGGCUCACUCACCCGCGCCUUCUCCCAGUCCUUCACCGAGUCAUCCCCCAAGUGACCGUCCAAGCAACCAUCCCCCCAGUAAGCCUGUGGAUAUACAAGGGAUGGUUUACUGUAAGUCAUGCAAGUACUCCGGCCAUGAUAGCCUUUCUGAAGCAACUCCCAUCUCAGGUGCGGUUGUGAAGCUUAAGUGCCACAACACCAAACACGCAAAGAACGUAGUGGCGAAGACGGACGAGGGCGGCUACUUCUACCUACAAGCACCACACACGGUGGCCACUUACGGGGCUUACAAGUGCAAAGUGUCCUUGCUUUCAUCAUCCUCGUCGUCUCCAUGCCAGUUGAAGACUAACAUUAACAACGGCACCACUGGCGACGCCUUGAGAUACGAGGAACAAUCUUCCAAAACCUCCUAUGCCCUCUACACUGUUGGUCCUUUCGCCUUCGAACCUCCCAAGUGUUAG
Messenger RNA from Telopea speciosissima, 531 nucleotides. RefSeq names its product non-classical arabinogalactan protein 30. Bases 1 to 531 code for a protein of 176 amino acids. The record is from RefSeq and is a predicted model, not a curated record. The transcript is spliced from 2 exons. Lineage: Eukaryota; Viridiplantae; Streptophyta; Magnoliopsida; Proteales; Proteaceae.